This is a messenger RNA of Colletotrichum graminicola M1.001, 1074 nucleotides long. RefSeq names its product PHB depolymerase family esterase. Gene Ontology annotation, cellular component: extracellular region. The record is from RefSeq and is a predicted model, not a curated record. Gene Ontology annotation, biological process: carbohydrate metabolic process. The transcript is spliced from 3 exons. Lineage: Eukaryota; Fungi; Ascomycota; Sordariomycetes; Glomerellales; Glomerellaceae. Gene Ontology annotation, molecular function: hydrolase activity; cellulose binding. The coding region runs from base 1 to 1074 and encodes 357 amino acids.
AUGCGUCUUUCCACCCUCUUCGCCGCCGCGGCCGCCGGCCUCGCGUCCCUCGCGAGCGCCGCCUCCCUCCAGCAGGUGACGUCCUUCGGCGCCAACCCGUCGGGGGCUAAGAUGUACAUCUACGUGCCGGACCGCGUCGCCGCGAACCCGGCCAUCAUCGUGGCGAUCCACUACUGCUCCGGCACGGCGAACGCGUACUACACCGGCACGCCCUACAAGGGGUACGCCGACACGUACGGGCUCAUCGUCAUCUACCCCGAGUCGCCGUACAGCGGCACGUGCUGGGACGUGAGCUCGCCGGCGACGCUGACGCACAACGGCGGCGGGAACAGCAACGCCAUCGCCAACAUGGUGACGUACACGCUCAGCAGGUAUAACGGGGACAAGAGCAGGGUGUUUGUGACGGGGACGUCGUCGGGCGCCAUGAUGACGAACGUCAUGGCGGCAACCUACCCGGAGCUCUUCGCCGCCGGAAUCGUCUACUCGGGCGUGCCGGCCGGGUGCUUCUACACCGGCACCGUCAACGGCUGGAACUCGACCUGCUCGCAGGGCAACUCGGUCGCGACGCAGCAGGCGUGGGCGCAGACGGCGCUCAACAUGUACCCGGGCUACACGGGCGCCCGGCCGCGCAUGCAGAUCUACCACGGCAGCGCCGACGCGACGCUGUACCCGCGCAACUGGAACGAGACCAUCAAGCAGUGGACGGGCGUCUUCGGCUACAGCCUGACGCCGCAGCAGACGCUGCCGCGCACGCCGGGCGCGCAGUACACCAAGUACGUCUACGGGCCGAACCUCGAGGGAAUCUACGGCUCGGGCGUCGGGCACAGCGUGCCGGUCAUGGGGGCGGAGGACCUAAAGUGGUUCGGGAUCACGGGCGGAUCUCCGCAGCCCGGGACGACGACGCGGAGCUCGGUGCCGCCCCCGGCGACUUCGGCGGCGAGCCCGCCUCCGGCCGGGGGAUGCACGGUGGCCCAGUGGGGGCAGUGCGGCGGGAGCGGAUGGACCGGGUGCACCGUUUGCGCUAGCCCGUCCACGUGCCAAGUCUCGAACCAGUGGUACUCUCAAUGUCUGUAG